This is a messenger RNA of Rotaria sordida, 1575 nucleotides long. The record is from the annotation of a GenBank genome assembly. NCBI's taxonomy places the organism in Eukaryota, Metazoa, Rotifera, Eurotatoria, Philodinida, Philodinidae.
CAGGCAAGUUGAAGAGGUUCAUAGCCUGUCAUGGGCAGGCAGGGUGUGGGUGUGGGUGUAAUUGUGUGUUUGUUUCUUUUCAUCCACACCCACACCCGAAUAGAAUCUCGCAAUCUGAUUGGUCAAUUUUUCAACCAAUCAGAUUUCAAGAGGCUUUUUUUCUUAUUAUCAGCAGCGGCGUAAACAAGUGAGAUGCAAAUGGGCAAUUACCCAUUUCAUUUGGAGGUUUGUCUAUUGAAAUUUUACUUUUUUAGAAUUGUUUAUUUAUUUUUGAAUUAGAUAGCAACUGUAUUUUUGUUUUUACUCCAUCUGAAUCACACCUGCUCUCUUUGCUUGUUCUUUCUGUAAAGAAUGAAGAAAAACAGAAGAAAAGAAUCGAUUCUUGCAUUUUAACUAAGUUUGGGCGAAUGUGAGUUUGGUUUUAUGGGGAAAAUACUAACCCCAUAAAGGUAGAGACGGAUAGAUCAAAGAGAAGAAAAACAAGAGUACAGAGCAGAGAACAUACACGAACAUAUCUAUGUGUAGAUAUAUAUAUAGAAAUAUAGAGAGAAAGUAACGCAUAUAAGAGAAAGGAAAAAUCCAAUGACGUAUAUGCGAAAAUAUAAUAGAAAAAACCAAGAGGUAAAAUGACUUAGUUUGUAGAGAAAUGCUCAUAGGUGAUGCACAGUCACAUAUUCAAAGAAUCCACAACAUCAACGUAUGCUUGUUUUUUUCUUGCUCGUCCAUAUGUAUGUGUAUACUUUUAUAAUACAUUCGCUCUAUUAUCUUCUCAUUUUCGAACAGAAUUCACAAUAAUAAGCUAUAUACUAAUACUAAGUAGUUCAGUUUUUGUUAUUCUUCCAUGAUAGUUUGAAUAUUCUUAUAUUAUUACGAAAACAACAGGCUCAAGAUUAUUUUCAUAAUGUUGUUUAUAGUCAUGUUGGUGAAUUAUGUAGAGAACUAUUUGUCACACUAUCUAUUCCGUGUCAUUCAAUAUUAGCUCUGCGAAAAAAGGUAUGUCCAUUUGUGAUUUAGAAAAUUUUUAUUGUGAUCAUGUUUAUUUACUACUUAUUCUCAGACGAACUAAUUAAUAACAUUAAAAGUCGAUUAUCUGGCUUAAAAAAUGGGCGAAUUAGUUUAUUAAGUAAAUUGUGACUGGAAGUAAUUAUAAAUGAAAAACCAUUUGAACUAACAAAACAUUUAUCGAAAUAAUUCGCUGAUCGUUUAAUAUCAUCAUUACAAUUAAAUUCUGAAUUAGAAAGAUGGUUAAAAUAAUAUAAUGAUUUGCUUAAAAUGGAUGAUGACUGGAGAAAAAAAUGCUUAAAUGAACUAAAUAAAGAGACGGGAAAUGUAUUAUAUCCGAAUGUUCAUUAUUUAUUAAUUUUCUAGGCAACAUUGUCUACGUCAACAGCUUUUACUGGAAGAAGUUUCAAUCAAUUAUCGAGAACUAAAAGUUAUUGUUGGCCUAUAAUGAAACAAAAUAGGCUAAACGGACGUGCUGCUACAUACAUGCAUAAAGGUCUCAAUAUAACUCCAAAUGGAAAAUUGAAAUUAUAUAUACAAAUACAUUAUCGUCGUUUUGAUUUUGGUGUUUGA